AUGGCAGGAUCUCAAGCACUCAAAGCCCUCAAGGAGGCUGGCAUUCACUCCGUCCUCAUCAACCCCAACAUUGCUACCAUUCAGACCUCGCACGUUCUCGCUGACGAAAUCUACUACCUCCCCGUCACCCCUGAAUAUGUGACCUACGUUAUCGAAAAGGAACGCCCCGAUGGUAUCUUCCUCUCGUUUGGUGGUCAGACUGCCCUCAACUUGGGUGUGAAGAUGGACGAGAUGGGCAUUUUCGAUCGUUACAAUGUCAGAGUCUUGGGUACCAGCAUCCAGACCCUGAAGACCAGUGAAGACAGAGAUCUGUUUGCUCAAGCUCUCAAGGAGAUUGACAUCCCCAUUGCUGAGAGUAUCGCUGUCAGCACCAUCGAUGAGGCUCUUGACGCCGCUGAGAAGGUUGGCUACCCCAUCAUUGUCCGUGCUGCCUAUGCCCUUGGUGGUCUCGGUUCUGGUUUCGCCAACAACCCCGAAGAGCUCCGCAACCUGUCUGCUCGUUCUCUCACUCUCUCCCCCCAGAUCUUGGUCGAGAAAUCGCUCAAGGGCUGGAAGGAGGCCGAGUACGAGGUCGUUCGUGACGCUUCUGACAACUGUAUCACCGUCUGCAACAUGGAGAACUUUGACCCUCUCGGUGUCCACACCGGUGACAGCAUCGUCGUUUCGCCCAGUCAAACCUUCAGCGAUGAGGAAUACCACAUGCUCCGUACCGCCGCCAUCAAGAUUGUCCGCCAUCUUGGUGUCGUUGGUGAAUGCAACGUCCAAUACGCUCUCCAGCCUGAUGGUCUCGACUACAGAGUCAUCGAGGUCAACGCCCGUCUCUCUCGUUCAUCUGCUCUUGCCUCCAAGGCUACCGGUUACCCUCUCGCCUACACUGCUGCCAAGAUUGGUCUCGGACACACUCUUCCUGAGCUUCCAAACGCCGUCACCAGAACCACCACUGCCAACUUCGAACCCUCUCUGGAUUACAUCGUCACCAAGAUGCCUCGCUGGGACUUGAGCAAGUUCCAGAACGUCAAGCGCGACAUUGGCAGUGCCAUGAAGUCCGUCGGUGAAGUCAUGGCCAUCGGUCGUACUUUCGAAGAAUCAUUCCAAAAGGCCAUCCGUCAAGUCGACCCCAGAUUCCUCGGACUCCAGGGCGACAAAUUCGACGACCUUGACGACGUUUUGGCAAACCCCACCGACCGCAGAUGGUUGGCUGUCGGCCAGGCCAUGCUCCACGAAGGCUACUCUGUCGACCGUGUCCACGAACUCUCCAAGAUUGACAAGUGGUUCCUCUACAAGAUCCAGAACAUUGUUGACACUACCCACGAACUCGAAGCCAUUGGCAGCCUUUACGGUGUCAAGAAGGAGCUCAUGCACAAGGCCAAGAAGCAAGGUUUCUCCGACAAGCAGAUUGCCAAGGCUGUCAACAGCACUGAGGACGAGGUCCGUGCGCGCCGCAAGAACUUCGGCAUCACCCCCUUCGUCAAGAAGAUCGACACUCUUGCUGCUGAGUUCCCGGCAAACACGUGA
Messenger RNA from Aureobasidium uvarum, 1515 nucleotides. The record is from the annotation of a GenBank genome assembly. Lineage: Eukaryota; Fungi; Ascomycota; Dothideomycetes; Dothideales; Saccotheciaceae.